UGACUUAAAAAUAAAAAUGGAAGAGGAAGAAAUUAUGCCUCAGAACUCAAGACUGAUGUUGGUCUAGACAACAGAUUCUUUUUAAAAAUUCCUCCAGACAAGCAUAUUUAACCACUAUAUAAAUAAAUUCUCCUGAAUAACAUGUUUUCACGAAAUCCAAAAUAAAAAUUAGCAGUAAUAAUAGCACUUUAUGUUAGUACCUGGCAUUAUCAAAAUAACCAAAAUGACUUCCAUGGAAAAACGUCUUCAAAAGGAGCUCCAGGCUAUGACAAAGGAUCCCCCAGCUGGUGUUAGUGUCAAUACAAACAGUUUGAGUUCAAAUCUUUCAGAGUGGGUUGUUGACAUAGAAGGAGCUCCAGGAACAUUAUAUGAAUCUGAAAGAUUUCAGCUAGGCUUCAAAUUCACUCCCAGAUAUCCAUUUGAUUCCCCUCAGGUGAUGUUUCUUGGCCCUAACAUUCCAGUCCAUCCACAUAUUUACAGCAAUGGUCAUAUAUGUUUGUCAAUUUUAACUGAAGAUUGGUCUCCUGCUCUCUCUGUACAGUCUGUGUGUCUUAGCAUUGUCAGUAUGCUUUCCAGUUGUAAAGAAAAGAAAUUACCUCCUGAUAAUGCCAUAUAUGUGAGAACCUGCAGCAAAGACCCUAAAAAGACACGCUGGUGGUACCAUGAUAACUCAGUAUGAUGUAAAAAGAAAAUAGCAACUUAUAAAUAGUGUAAAACAGUUUCAUUCUUUACCCUAUAGACUUUCAUUAUUGACAUUUUGCCCAGUAUUUGGCAAAAAAGUUAUGAGCAGAGUGCUGAUGCCAUAUAAUCUUAACUAUGACAUUGGAACAUUCUUUGCAAGAUAUACUGUGAAUCAAUUAAUAACUAUUCUUAACAGUUGUCAAGCAGUCUGUGAUUAUGUUAAAAAACAUAUUUUCCACUGUGUUUGUUUUUAUUAUUAUUAAAAUAGUGUUUGUACUUUUCAAAAACAUUGAAAAUUUCUAUUUGGCCUAAAAAAAAUGUAACAAAUCUAGAUUAAGCUAUACUUGAGUAGUUAUAGUAAACAAGGCUAAAAUUCAUCACAGAAUAUUACUAAAAGCAGCUCUGCUUCUAACUGCCAAUUCUACCAAAGGCUCUGGAUUCAUACUUUUCAGAUACAUCAAUUCCAUAUCAUCUAUUUGAAGCAUAUGAUAAUUUUUAGUACCAUUCUUCAAACAAACUGUUUUAAUUAAAAAAUUAUCCUACAUGUUUUUCAUCAUUAAUUUAAUAGUUAUUAAAUUGUUUCAUGAAGCAAGUUUGUUCUGAAUAUGUUUCUAACAAUAAAAGAUCAUGUACAUACUUAUUCAGUAAACUAAAUGUAAGUUUUCAGUGCAGAAUUAGACCAUAAGUAAAUUUUUUUUUGGUGUAAAUUUGGUACAGUACAUAUGAGACAAAAUACAGAUCACUUCUGGACCUAAUAAAAUAAAAUAACUUUGCAAAGAACAGUUACUCCAUCUUAAUAAUGUUUCUAAAAAUUUUCUUUUGGUUUUAAAAAUCAAUUAGAAAUUGUUUCAACAUUUCGUUUUAGUUUAAUGUUCUUGUAAAUUUUUUUAGUUUUCCUUAGUUGUUAUAAAAAUAGGAAAGGAUGCUUCACAUACUAAACAGUAUUUUACUAUUUGUUAAUUAAGAAAGUUUCAACCUAUAAAUACACUAAUAGGUGUGUUUAUCUAGUGUAAUAAAUUGAAGCUGAUUCUUCUUCUAUUUAAAAAAAAAAAGGAUUAAAUUUAACAAAAGAAGUAAAAAAUUACUUUUUUCAAACAGUAACAGUGAAAUUAAAUUUUUGCCUAUUCUUGCAUUUUUGUCUUUAAAGUCUAUAUAAAUUAUUACAUUAUUUAUGGUGGCUAGUUUUAUAUCAAUACUUGUAUUUAUUUUUUAACUUUUUAAUUGUUAUUUUAUAAUUCUAUUUUAAUUAAUGGAAAUAUUAAAUUUAAGUAUUGAUUUGUAUACAUAAUAAUACUGUAAAUAUAUUACUAAAUGAAAACAGGUUUAAAAAUGGAAUGUGGAUAGAACUUAAUAAAUUGUUAUAAUUUAUUUGCAAAAAUGUGUAUAAAGUAAUGGUUAAAUUUAUUUUAUAUAGGCUUACUUGUUAAGUGUUAAAUUUAUAUUCUGUUGGUAAAAGCUGUUUUCUAAUAAAGCUUUUUAUUGUUUUAUUAAUUUCAGCAUCAUUUUUGAUUCAUUCAAUGAAAAUAUAGUAAUCGAAUUGUAGUUGUAUUACCUUACUUUUUCUAAAAAAUUAAAUUUAUAUUUUGUUGUUGAAAGUGCCCUAUGUGAAAGAAAAAAGUAUCCUCUGUUUCCUCAGAAUAUCACAAUGUUUAAUUGUAAUUUAAUAUGUAUACAUUUAGACACAAACAUCUUUUCACCUUAAUACUACUUGGUUUAUGGACAGUUAUUUUUGUAAAAUUAAUUUUAACCUGCCACUCUCUUAAUAAAAUUUCUGAAAAAAUUUUUUUUCAUUCAAACACCUAUAACCUAUAUGUAAAUAUCAUUUUUUUUUUUAACACUUAUUAACACAGGGUGGCCCAGCUUACUGGAUAGAGUUAACUGUAAGUGGUCAGAAAUUUUUGGUGUAAUUCAUUUAUAUAAAUGACCUUAGUCUAUGUGUAGUUUUCUAAAUCUUAAACUUUCACUAUUGGUUAUUAUGAUUUGCCUUGUGUGUUGUUGUUGAUGUAUUGUCCACUACACCUGAAGAAUUGUAAUUGUUAAUCCAAGCAACACCAGGUGGGACAACUGGUACUGUACCUUGGGUCCUGCCAAGAACCCAGAAACAACAUGAAAGGUCAUAGGGCAUUUGUUAUGUAAUAUUUCAUACAUUAUUUUUAAAAUAUUAGAACUAUAACUUAUAAAAUGAAUUAUUAUAGGCACACACAAAAUGUGUGUAUAAACACACUCACAUAUAUAUACUUAGAUAUACAUGCAAUCGAGGUAGUAUAGUUGCACUUCUUGUUUUAUGCUCAUUACUGUUCAAAUUUGUUUUUAACCUAGUUUCUCUUUAGUUAAGGCAAUAUUAUUACAAAAAAAAGUAACAUUUGUGUUGGAAGUUUUGUUACUACCUACAGAAAAAUCUCUGUGUACUAAUUUUUUUCAGUCAUUUACAUUUGAUUAAAUUUGUGCCAAACUAAUUUUUUUAAUAAGCAUAAUUGUAAAAUUAGGCACACAUUACAACAUAAUGCUUUAUUUGAGGUAGGAACAAUGCUAAGGAAGAAUUAUUUCGAUAAGUUUUAUUUCGAAAUAGGUAAUAAUAGUUUAUAUCUGUACACAGCUGUUUCUGGAAAAUGAUGUGCUUUGAAUGAAUCAAAUCAGACCAUUACAAAAUCAGGUGUGUGAUAUACAGGGGUUCUUCUUCAGAGCAAUACAAAUUGUAAUGUAUGAGAAUAUCAUUUGAAUUUCAUGUAAAAAUUACUUUUUGUUAGCUUUUUCUGUUCCCAUUACUUUAAAAUUUAGUACUUUCCAAAAGUUUUUCACUCCGCAUUUUCCAAGUCUUUCUAUAAAUCGUUUUUAUUGUUUGAUGCCCAUUCAAUUUUUGUCACAAUUUGCCAUUCUCAUCCCAUAUUAAAGAGGUAGUCCACUAACACAAUUUCAUUAAUAUUAUCAUUGUAUUAAAUGUUAUAUUAACGAUGAAAUUUAAUCUGUAAUUUAGGCAGACUGGUAGUAGAGUUAUUUAAAAAAUGGUAUGAAGCGUGUGUGAAGAGACACAUAUAACAGAUGAAUUUGUGAUUCUACCCUCUCUUCCAUUUGUGUUACUUGCUGGUUGAGGAUUUAAACUUGUGUUAUAUUUAUGUUGCAUCUGGUGUAUUUUAAAAGCCUUCAAUGAACUCUUAAUGUUAUCAUAUCUUAUUAUAAUUAUAGUAAAACACUUCUAUUUGCACCUGUUGUAAAAAAAAAAAUUAUUAUUUAUCAGUAAUUUGCAUAUUCCUGGACCAAUAAGUUUUUUUUUGUUAUCUCUACACAAAAAUUGAACAAAACUAUUGUUCUACCAUUUAAGCAGACUAAAAAUAACCAUAAUUAAAAAUUUGUUCCCAUUUCUAAAUUAUUAAAAUGAAUUGA
Molecule: messenger RNA, 4062 nt
Organism: Physella acuta
Lineage: Eukaryota; Metazoa; Mollusca; Gastropoda; Physidae
Product: ubiquitin-conjugating enzyme E2 W
Source: RefSeq, a predicted model, not a curated record